AUGCAACAGUUAUCGAUACCGAGAUUACAUGAAUUUCCAUCGAAAAGAAAAUUAUCAAUGAUAAAAUCAUCUAAUCUUAGUGAUAUGCCAAGUGUUACACACGGAAGCAAUCAUCGAAGUAAUAUAACAGCAGAGAAUACGAUAUGGUCAGAAUUACUGUUUGGUCCACGUGGUGUAUUAACAGCUGUUUUUCAUAUUCUUGAUGACCGACGUAAAAUUACGGAGAAAAUACGUGACAGAACUACAAUCAUCAAAAAUAGCUUUAAUAAUAAGCAAACAACUGAUACGUAUCAUCAGUCAGAUUUAUCAUUACUACCUGAUUUUCUGAUAGAUGCAAAGCCAAUCGAUUUUGCAAAAAUUUUUGAAUCAUUUUUAACGGGCUCAAAGGGAAAUUUUGAUGAGCGCAUUUUUAAUUUACCAGAAAUAUUGGGAAUUUGUAAUCGACUUAGUUGUGGAGAUAUUUACAAAGCUAUUGAUGCAUUUCGAAAAAGUGAAUUUUUUAUUAACUUUCAGACAGCAUUACAAUUAAUACAAGAUCCGAAAGGAUGGGAAAUUCUUGGUGAUCUUAUUUCAAAUCCUGAUUUGAUUGCUCAAUUCAUGAAUGGAGCAGGUGGAGCUAAAGGUGAUCGUGGUAGUAUAGGAAAUUUAUUUGGCAGUAUUACUCGUACUAGUAAAUCAUCAAAAAAUAAUACUAAAGAAAUUGGUCCGGAAGAUGGCGAUAUUGGCAUCGAUUUUAGCAAAAUGAUUGAAAAUGGUAACAGCGGUUAUGGUAAUAAAUUCGAGAAAUCAAAAAAGCCAACUGCUGAAGAAUUACCUGAAAUUGCGGAGAAUAUUGAUGCAAUCGACUAUUACAACGCCGUUGAAAGUGGUGCAGAUAUUGAUGAUAUUGAAAAAAUUACUAAACCAGAUAUUACUGCGAUAACGGAAACAACUACAAUAGCAUCAUUGAUACAAACCAAAAUAUCAUCUAUUAUUACGGACUUAGGCCUAAUAUUACCUGAAAUUUCUGAAAAUAUUGAUCAAAUUGAGCAGACAAAAAUAAUAAUUGAUGCUAUCACACCGAUUCCAACAAAAAUUUCAGGCCGACAAACCACUGUUGCAACUCUUCAACGACUACGACGUCCUUAUAUCACCGUAACUUAUAAACCUAUCAUUGCAAGAACAACAACAAUAACAACUGAUAAACAAACAAUAACAACUCGUUAUUCUACCUGGAUAAGUACAAGUGCAAGAAGAUCAACUACUAAAUCAACAACCAGAAAUUUCCGUGAAGAUAGUGAUUAUUAUGCUAUGUAUUAUGAUGAUGUAAGAGGUUAA
This is a messenger RNA of Brugia pahangi, 1317 nucleotides long. NCBI's taxonomy places the organism in Eukaryota, Metazoa, Nematoda, Chromadorea, Rhabditida, Onchocercidae. The record is from the annotation of a GenBank genome assembly.